AUGAUCGACGACCGCGUGACUCAAUCAAAGAAGCUUCUCGCUCCGCUGUUCCCGGAAGACAAGUAUCGGAUCCUGGACUGCAUCAAGGUCGAGAAAACUAAAAAUCGCAAGAAGAAGUAUUCAUGGCUGGCUCUCACGACAGAUCAGAAUGCAAAAGUCUACUUGCAUUGGAUCAAGGAAAAAGAUCUAUCACGGAAAGCGAAAUGGAAGCUCCAGGACAUCAAAACUGUCGAUCUGAAGAGCGACGGUGACAAAGAGACCGUCGACUUCGAGAUCCAUGUCGAUCGAGUCUUCAAAUGGACGGCGCCGACCGUCGCCGAGAAGGAGGGAUUCGUCAGAUGCUUGUACCGAUAUUCUCGAUGCCUACCGAAAAACGAGCAGAUACAUUUCAAAAACUGUCGCAGUGAUCUUUUCGAAGAUAUCUUAGGGACUUCGGAUCUUGCGGCGAAAAUUAAUGCUCCUGGCAGUGAACGUGAGCUCGAAGUGAACGAAUACCAGGCGCUCACCGAGAAGGAAGAACGUGAUCUAGAGUCUUUGAUGGUCAAGUACAACUUCGCCAUCUCCGACGCGGAAGCUUUCACAGAGAAAUUGAAUCGACAAUUAGCGAGCAUCGAUGCAACGAAUGUUCACGCGAUCAUGGAGAGCGAGAAGAAAGUGGAAGCGCUCAUGACCUUGUUCGACACUGUCAUCGAUGAAGCCUCCCAACUCGAAGUAAAAUUGGAUACCUAUGACAAUCUCCUGCGCGAAGUUCGAGACUCAGUGAUGCGUAUGGAAGAGAAGGAUGCCGUCAUCCACGUCCAGAAUGAGAACAUCCUCAAGCUCCGCACGCUCGUGGAGAACAUCGUCAAUAAGAUGGAUCUCAGUCAUGAGCACCGUAUGAUCAUAGUGAACCCAAUGAAGUUCGAGUCCGAGGACUCCGUCCCACGUUAUCUGGAGGCGGCGACUGCCUUGGAGCAAGCCAUGUCGAUUGAGCUGCAUCCCGAUCUGAAGGAGAUGACCGCCAUCAAAGAUCAAAUGAAGUUCCUCGACAGUCUCAUGCAGUCUUUCACGAGGAAUCUGUCCCACUACUUGAAUGACCAACUUAUCAAGAUCAGCGUCGACUACGGAUCGGGACGACGAACACUGGCAGCGGGGGAGGCCGUGCUGCGCAAGCAUGACUUGGUACACGAUGCGCUCCGUCAUUAUUCUCCUCUGAUGGCUUGGCUCAAAAGGAACAACAACAGCACGUAUGCGGCCAUAAAAGAAAGAUAUCUCGACCGCUUCCGGACCAUCUACCACAAAGAAAUCCUGGUGUUUUUCGAACAAGCCAACUCAAAACUGCGUUUCGAGGAAUCGCGCAGCGCUAGCGGUACCCUGGACACGAAGAAAGGUACAUUGGUGCUGAACGCACAGGAAGGCGCGUCCAGCACUCCGACUAAGUCGCGUACCACUUUUCUCCUGGGUAUGGCCAGUGAACAGUUCUGCACGAAGGAGGAUGCAGUCGCGAGACAGCUGUUCGACCUGAUUCUGGAAUGUAUUCUGACUUCACUUGAACCAGCCUAUCUGAGCGAACAACAGUUCUGCAUUGAAUUCCUUGACCUGACGACAACCGAGAAAGCUCGGCGAGCCGAAAAUGUACAAAUGAGCGUUGAGAGUAGCGAAAUAUCAUCCGGAUCACGGACUCCCUCCAAAUUCACAUCAGUCGACGAUCUCGAUUCUGUGUCUCACACUUCGAGCGAUGAGAUGCUCAGUCGGUUGAAGAAACGAGACAGGGACGUCAGCCUAGAAGUCAGAGAUGUCAUGGCGACUCUGUUCAAAACUCUCGAAGAUGAGCUGAACAAAUUUGUUGCCACCUACGACGGUGUAUAUUCGAUGUACCUCCUCGUGAAACUCUGUCAUCAUACGAUACAGACCGAGGACGCUGGCUCGUAUUUAUGCAAACUGUACGGAAUGGCUCUGGUCAAUGCCAAGAGGAAUUUCGAUCAGUUCAUGGGCGCUCACAUGGCGAGCAUAAACGAGGCUAAACCACCUCGACGCAAUAAGUGUGGGAUUUUGAGCUUCGUGAGCAAUUUCGGGGAGUUUGCGACCCAGUGCGAAGCCGUAUUCAAAGGGAGCGACCGGCGGAGCGAUCUCCAGAAGUGGUACUCUAAGAUUGUGCACGCGAUAUUCGACGGAAUCGUUCGCCUCUCUGUGGAGCACGGUCGUACACCACCAGAGGUGGUAUGCAUGGAGAAUUAUCAUCAUAUGUUCACCGGGCUCUAUGAGCUUCGAAUACUCGAGGACGAGCGCAAGGAAGCGAAGGAACGAUAUCAAUAUGCUCUGAAGUCCUAUGUCACCAACUACUUCGGCCGCCCUCUGGAGAAAUUGAAUAUUUUCUUCGAGGGAGUGCAGGCGAGAAUAGACACCGGAACGAAGAAAUCCGACGUUUGCUUCAUUCAUCAGUACUCGAAAUCGGAGUUGCGGAAAGUGAUCAAGGAAUUCCCAGGUCGUGAAGUGAAGAGAGGCCUUGAAGCUCUGUACAAAAAAGUGGAGAAGCAUCUCUCACCGGAAGAAAACCUGUUGCAAGUUGUGUGGCGGCACAUGCAAGAUGAGUUCAUCCGACAGUACAACUCCAUCCAAGCUCUGCUGGAAACCUGCUACUCAGGAUCGAUGAUAUCCCUCGAGUUCUCCAUCGACGACCUCCUGGAGUAUUUCUCCGACAUUGCUAAGCAACAUUGAGGGGCGAGCCACAGGGAGAGAAUUGACCUGCUUUCAUAUCGAGCUCCAGUUGUCCAGGGCAGGAGAACCUCUGCCGAGAAGUAUGACGCGAGGACGGAGGCUGAAAAUCGAACUCUGAACUCCCCAAUUCACCCGGAGAUUCCGAGACCCGAUUUCUUCGAAAUAGAGGAAUUCGGACCCGCACUUCUCGAUCUCAGGAUUGCAGUUCCUUGCCUGAUGGACCGGCUCACAUCUGAGGCCUCAUUCUAACCAUCGGAGGUUGAUGCGGGACCUAGCCUGGAGCACAGAUCGUUCCGGAGUAUCAUCGGUGCCUCGAUUGAGAUAAUACU
Messenger RNA from Galendromus occidentalis (western predatory mite), 3026 nucleotides. RefSeq names its product exocyst complex component Sec3 (gene Sec3). Gene Ontology annotation, cellular component: exocyst; plasma membrane. The coding region runs from base 1 to 2697 and encodes 898 amino acids. NCBI's taxonomy places the organism in Eukaryota, Metazoa, Arthropoda, Arachnida, Mesostigmata, Phytoseiidae. The transcript has 14 exons. The record is from RefSeq and is a predicted model, not a curated record. Gene Ontology annotation, molecular function: phosphatidylinositol-4,5-bisphosphate binding. Gene Ontology annotation, biological process: exocytosis; Golgi to plasma membrane transport.